CUCCAUGACCAACUUUGAGUUUUAUAUAUUUGUUUGAAUGGUUUUGACUUGGCGCAACAAGUGUUUAGCCCACUGAAACAACCUGUGUUGGCUACAUACCAACCAGGACGCAGCACGCCAACUACAUAAAGGUAACUAAGGACUCGGAAAUUCCCUCGGCAUACCGUGAUGCACUAUAAACACCGCUACUAACUGCUGUAAACACAGCUGGGGGCGCACAUCACAGCUAUUAAAACCGCAGGUCGGGAAACUCACCGCUAUAACACCGCAGGGAGCGCACGGUGUGCACCUCACAGCCACACUUGGACUUCGGACCUCGGACCUCAAAAUCCCAACAUAAAGAGAAUUCAAGAGAAUUAAACUACGAUGGAUUCGAGGAAAACGAGCAACGCCUCUGCGUCUAUAGAACAAGGCCAUGAUGACGACGCUUCCAUCUCCCGGAGCGACACAAGCGUUGAAGGGGAGACCCAGGUUGACGGCCCAUCCCGCGCUCUGGAACAUCUGGACCUAGAAACACUGGUCGAGUAUCUGCAAGUGGAACAGGACGCCUCUGCCAGCGUUGAAGACCUCAUCAAGCGGUCAGCGGUGAAGCACUUCCCCUCGCCGCCACCAGGGGGCGACGGUGUGUUAACCCCGGAGCUGCUGAGGGAACACCUGAACGUUGUGAGGCGGGCCGUGCACGACGAGCUGCAGCGGCUGAACCCUCUGCGCGAGAAGUUCAAGAACCUGGCCGGUCUGGUGCCGUCGUACCACCGCCUCGCGAUGGACCUCGUGCACACCCUACUCAAGAGGAUCUCGUCUCCACAACAGGCCUUUGUGCUCCUGGAGUGGCUCUGCAACACUUACUUAAGUCUGGGGUUCAUGGGAGACCCAGACUUCAGUGAGAGCAAACAGAGGAGUUCCGUGGACAUGCACUUGUACUCUGCGACGGUUGAAUGCGUCAACCAAACCCUCCGGACCACACUGGAGGAAGUCAAGAGUUCUCUGGAUGAGAUCAUUAAGCGCCAGGAAUUCGAGUUUUGGAGGUCCUGGGAACUCCACAAAGACGUCAUUAAGUGCAUCGAUGGACCGAUUGUCAGAGCGGAGUCCGUCAGUGAGAACGUGCAGGAGUUCACCCGGCAGGUCUGCAACCCCAAACUCCUGGAGUUCCUAGAGACGUUGAACACGGCCAAACAGAAACUUCUGAAAAGAUACGAGAAAGAUCCCAAGCUGAAAGUGGAGACCUGCCUUAAGACACUCAACACGCUCCACGGCCUUGUGAACUACAUCCAACCCUCCACUGAUGGAGGGACCAAGGACCUCCCAGCUGAGAAGACCCUGUCCUCACUGAGGACAUUGAAGACAGACGCCCAGGCGUCCAUGGAAGAGGCUGUCGUUAAGAUCAUCAAGGAACGCCUGAAUGGACAUUUCAAGAGCAGAGAGGAGGAUUUUCUGCUGAACGAGAUGCAGAAGAUGUUCAGGGCUGAAGGCUGUUGUCCAGACGUCCAGAAGGAGGCUCUUGACCUGGCCUAUGAGCGGGUGAGCACCUUGUACCUGUACCAGCUGGCCAGCACCAAGAAGAAGAAGGAGCUGGAGAAGCGAUGGGGUCGUGACGUGGGUCAGAAAGUGACUCAGGACGCACAACAUCUUCAUAAGAUCUUCUCAGACCUGCACCCUGGUGUCGGACAACAGAACCAUGUGCUCCUGAAGGUGGAGGAGCUGAUCCAGAGCCAGGACGUGGACUCAGUGAAGAUCACCCUCUCUGAGAUGAUGCAGCUCUGCCAGUCGAAGAAAGUUAAGAAACUGUGUUCUGCUCUGCUGGAGUGGAAAGGAGGUCUCUCCGUCGAGCAGGUCAAAGAGGUCUUGGCUUGUGUCGAGGUUCUGUCCACCAGAGACACCAGUGACUCUACUGGGACGUCGGGACCAGAGUAGAAAACGAUUUGAGCUGUGCUGGCUGGAGACAACAUGAAUGUAUGAAAUAGAUGACCCAAGUUCUACUUUAAGACGCACCACCUGGUGGGGACUCUCGUGAUUUUCCUGCUGGUGAUGCUGAGGGGUUUGUCCUUAGAUCUCUAUGCAAAAUUGUAAAUAUCAAUUAAUAAAUGAUUGUUUUCCUUCAAAUUAAAUAUCAGUUUACAGCAAUGAAUCAAUAAAGAAUGCGAUGGAUGCAUGCAGCAUGACGGUGUGUAUAUAUUCUCUCAGACCAAAGAAACUG
Molecule: messenger RNA, 2194 nt
Organism: Gadus chalcogrammus (walleye pollock)
Lineage: Eukaryota; Metazoa; Chordata; Actinopteri; Gadiformes; Gadidae
Exons: 11
Coding region: 367-1911 (514 amino acids)
Biological process (GO): exocyst localization; exocytosis
Cellular component (GO): exocyst
Molecular function (GO): SNARE binding
Source: RefSeq, a predicted model, not a curated record